This is a messenger RNA of Vigna radiata var. radiata (mung bean), 1602 nucleotides long. RefSeq names its product methionine aminopeptidase 2B. The transcript has 13 exons. Gene Ontology annotation, molecular function: metalloaminopeptidase activity. The record is from RefSeq and is a predicted model, not a curated record. Lineage: Eukaryota; Viridiplantae; Streptophyta; Magnoliopsida; Fabales; Fabaceae. Gene Ontology annotation, biological process: proteolysis. Bases 205 to 1479 code for a protein of 424 amino acids.
UUUUGACUUCUGGUUGAUUCUGUAUAGGGUUUUAUCUCUCCCUCAAAUACCCACUCUGUUCCCUCGAUCUUUUUUCUCGCAGGGCACCUUCCGUGCAGAACUUGCACACUCGCAGUCAGCUCUUCACCACCUCACUCACGGAGAUCACCACCCGGGAAGCAGCAAAGCUUCUGUGCCGGAGUUGACCAGCUUAGGUUUUCUUUCAUGGCGGAGGGAAAUUCUCAAUUGAACAACUUGCUAGAAGAAAAUGGAGCCUCAGAGGUUCAAAGUCUUGUAGAAAGAGUUGGUGACCUUUCUCCGUUGUCUCCAAAAGAAGGAGAUGACAGUAAAGAAGUUUCAAAGAAGAAAAAGAAGAAAGCUAGAAGCAAGAAAAAGAAAGAACUGUUAGAACAAACUGAUCCGCCAUCAAUUUCUGUUAUUGACCUAUUUCCAUCUGGAGAUUUCCCUGAAGGUGAAAUUCAGCAAUACAAAGAUGAUAACCUAUGGAGAACUACAUCAGAGGAGAAGAGAGAACUGGAGCGCCUGCAGAAACCAAUAUAUAAUUCAGUUCGUCGAGCAGCAGAAGUUCAUCGUCAGGUUCGCAAAUAUAUGAAAGGCAUUUUAAAGCCUGGAAUGUUAAUGACCGACAUAUGUGAAACAUUGGAGAACACUGUUCGUAAGCUAAUAUCAGAGGAUGGCCUUCAAGCUGGCAUUGCAUUCCCCACAGGAUGCUCUUUAAACUGGGUUGCUGCUCACUGGACCCCAAAUUCGGGAGACAAGACUAUACUUCAGUAUGAUGAUGUGAUGAAACUGGAUUUUGGCACCCAUGUUGAUGGAUAUAUAGUUGAUUGUGCUUUUACUGUGGCAUUCAACCCUAUGUAUGAUCCAUUGCUUGAAGCCUCUCGGGAAGCAACUAAUACGGGUAUUAAGGAAGCUGGAAUCGAUGUGCGCCUUUGUGACAUUGGUGCCGCUAUACAAGAGGUCAUGGAAUCUUAUGAGGUUGAGAUUAACGGAAAGGUGUAUCAAGUAAAGAGUAUACGGAAUUUGAAUGGACAUAGCAUUGGUCGCUACCAAAUCCAUGCUGGAAAAUCUGUUCCCAUUGUGAAAGGCGGGGAGCAGACAAAGAUGGAAGAGGGUGAAUUUUUUGCUAUUGAAACCUUCGCAUCAACGGGAAAAGGAUAUGUACGAGAAGACCUGGAAUGCAGCCACUACAUGAAAAAUUUUGAUGUUGGUCAUAUCCCACUGAGAUUGCCUAGAGCAAAACAACUGCUAGCAACUAUUAACAAGAACUUCUCUACUUUGGCCUUUUGUAGACGGUAUUUAGAUCGCCUGGGGGAGACUAAAUACUUAAUGGCAUUAAAGAACUUGUGUGACUCUGGCAUUGUUCAGUCGUAUCCUCCUCUGUGUGAUGUGAAAGGAAGUUAUGUAUCACAAUUCGAACAUACAAUCUUACUCCGACCAACAUGCAAAGAAGUUAUAUCAAGGGGUGAUGACUACUAAUGUGAAGUUGAAGUUUUUUUAAUGUGAUAUUGUACCAUUAUAUUUCUGAACUGUUUUCGCUGUACCAUCAACACAUCGGUUUUAUAAUUAUAUAUUUCUACAGAGGACGCAGUUAUUUAAUAA